AUGAAAUCCAAAAGAAAGCCGUUUCCGUUGCUCAGAGGGAGCUCCUAUGAUAGUGGUGAGAAAUAUUAUCAAGAAAAUGAGAAAAAUGAGAUAUUUUUACAGAUGAUCCAUUCACGGAGGUGCAACUGAGCCGCGUUCUCAAAGAAUUGUCGUUUUUGCGUCUUCAAAUCGACAAUAUCGUCACACAUGUCCCGAAUUCGAUGAUUGAACGUUUGGAGAACCGUGGACAGCUCUUGGGGUGAAAAUGAUAAUAUUGAUAAUAUUAUUUUCAUUGAAAAGUAUUUCUGGGAAAAGCUGAAGGGGGUCCUAAAGGGGUUCGAGAUUUAAUGGAUCCUAUAGAAGGGGGUCCUUUAGUAUACCUCUGUAGGGAGUUUUUUUUAUCCCUAUAGGACCACUUCAGCUUUUCCCAGGUAUAGGAGACAAAAAAAAGAGACCCUUCUAUGGGUUUAAGCCCCUAAAGCUCCAGCAGUACCUAUAGGAAGAAGUAAGGUGCUCCCUAGAGCGGAACCUUCAAGGAUUCCUAAGAUUGUCCCUAUAGAGACCACUUUGUAUUUUCCAGAAAUAUUUUCAAUUCGAAACCAUAAUUAAUACAGAUAUAGAUAUUUUAGCUUUUUCAACUCUAUUUGGGUCAUUCGGUUGAGAUUUUCUUCUUGAAAUGGAUUAUUUUGUUCCGGUUUCAAAAAAUGUUUCCAUUUUAGUUUUGUUAGUUUUUGAGAUUAUCGGGUUAAUACAAUAAAAAAAAGGGUCUGUAUGAUUUCCGGAAACUGGUUUACAAGCUUUCUGGAUGAUUUUACCGAAAAAUUAAAUAAUUUUGUCUUGUCAAAUUACCAUUCCUAGAUUCUUCCUCGAAUACGCCUUCCCAUGUCUUGAAACUGUAUCGAAAUCGCUGAAAGCCACGGUCCGACUGCCUCACAAGGCAUCUACAUCCAACAACAUUGAAUUCCGACACAAGGUUGGUUUUUGACUAGAACAAAUUAUCGAUUAUUUCUAGAGGAUAGUACUGCUCUCAAUGCACGAGGACAUCAUUCCGUUUUGGGAAAAAUCGAAACUCGUCGUUCAUCUUCUGAUUCAAUUGGAAGUUGCUGGGAAGAUAACGGUGGGAUUUUAAAAAAAAGAGUAAAUUUGGGGUAAGAAAGCGGGAAAAUUUUGAGUGACCACUUUAGGGUUUUGGCGUCUUUAGUUGUCCCUGUAGUAGUCGAAUUGGUGGGAAGAUAACGGUAGGAUUAAAAAAAAAGGUGUAUUUAAAAACUGCGAAAGUUUCAAGUGACCACAUAGGGUUUUGGCGUCUUUAUUUGUUCCUGUAGUAGUCGAAUUAGUGGUCAUUCAAGUGUUUUAGGGACCACCUUACUGGCAUUUCCAAGUAGUCCUUGAGGAGGAACCUCUUAAGUGGCCCCUGAAGUUUUUUCCAGUUCUAUGAACAGCUCCUCAGUUCCACCCCCCCGCCCCCCGUUCCUAGAGGGGCCAUUCAAGCUUUAGGGGCAUGUUAGGGUUAGACCUUGAAUUCUUUUAGAGACAACCUAAAUUUGAGCUCACUAGAGUCUCCUUUUUGGUCGAAUAUAGUGACUUUUUUCCUUAACCCCUCUAGGGAUCACUCAGGCGUCUCUAAGAUUCUUAUGUAUCGAAAGUUGAAAUAUCUGCCUAUUUUUGACAUCUUGAAAUAUUUUAUUAAUUAAAAAAGAAUUCAUGAUUUUUUUUUGUUUCCGUAUGGAUCCUCCUGCAUUUACCUGUACAUACUUGUACCUUUUUUCCAGACCCGCCCACUUGCCAAAUGCAAUAUUCCACUCAGAGAGCUUUUAGUGCCACCCUUCAUAAUUUGUCGUGAUUUCGCCGUUAUUGGCCAGGAUUUUGAAGGAACCGCUCUGGUUUGUACGAAAAUUAAAGCGAAAUAACGAGUAGAUCCUUAAGAUCCGUAUCGAUCUGGGCUCAAGGGUCAAAACUUUGAUGGAAAAGCUGGAAUCCAUGAGAAGCCCAGCUCUCGACACGACUUUUGUCGUUCAGCAGAGGUAUUUUUGAAAGGUUCUGAAGAGAAAGGGGGGUUUUUCUCAGAGGACCCACGAAAACCCGGUCGAGAAGCUCGUCCAGAUGUCGAGCCCACAGUGCCAGGUCUGAAGGAAAUCGGUCUCCGUCACCGAUUUCCAGAGGAAUGUCCAGAAGGCCUUCCCCGCCGUUGGCUCGGCCUCGAAGUUAGUUUGAAAAGAAGUUUUAAGAGUUCAGAGAGAAAAAAAAAUACAGAAAUCAGCUGAUUUUUAUAGAAAAAGGUAUAGAAUCGAGUUCAGUUUAGGUUUUUUUACUAAAAAAAAAUUGUUUCUUAAAAAGUUUGAAAGUUUUGAGUGUUUCGACAAUAAUGAAGCUUUGUAGAGGUGAAAAUAAGAAGGGUUUUGAAAAAAAUGUAACUUGAUUGAUAUAAAACAUUUUUUUAGGAUUGAUAUAUUCGUGUUAGUGAACCGGAACUGUUGAAGAAAACUCCGGAAAUUUUAAAAAUUCUGGCGAAAUCCUGGAAAAAAAAACGAAAAUACAUUUUAUUCUAACUGCACGUGUAUGUUUACUGGUCAGAUUUUAAUGAAAGACUGAAUUUUUUCUUAGUUUAAAAAAUUUUCAAUUGUAGAAGCGUACGGCCAAGCGUUGCAAAAAAAUGGAGAAUUUUUUUGAGAAAAUAUGAGUCAAGAAAAAAGUAAGAUUUAGUAGGAUUUACAAUCUCGGUUUAGAAAAAUCGAGCCAGUUUUUUUUUAAAAGAAAUUUCGGGUUUUUCGACUUUUACUGUGUAAUUCUACAACCGAAAAACUGUGAUAAACUGUCGAAUUUUCGAAAAAAAAAACUUGAAAAAAGGUCAUAACUAGGCUUUUUAUGAGUAUGAUUGUUUCGAACUUCGCUUUGAACAAGAAAAAAAGAGAAUAUUUUUUUCUGCAUCUAGAAAAACGAGAAAUUGAUUGAUUAUUUGAUCUCUACAAUACGUUUCAAGUUCUCGAUAAAUAAUAACCAAUUUAUCGUUUAUUUUGUUAUUUUGGUUGAGACAGCUUUUUUUUGUAAAGAGAUUACUUGAUAAAAAACGAGCAUUACACGAAAAAAUAUGACUACGACUUUAAAUAAACACCUUUGGAUUAUUUAUAUUUCAAUCUUCAAUUUCUCUAUCUGAAUGCCUUUGAAAGUUCAAAAUAGAAAAUAAAAAAUUCUCUUCUCAGUCCCAUCGCCUGAAACACGACCAAUGGCCGCUUACCGACCGAUUUCUCGAGAAUCUUCCUUGAAUAUUGGCGAGAGGAACCAUUCUGCGUCCUCAGAGGGUUCUGACUCGGUUUUCGCCAGGAAUGAGAACGACUUGGCCCGACCGGAUAUGGUACGUUUCAUAGUCGUCUUAAACGAACAAUCAACCGAGCCAAACUAUUAAAAAGGUAAUGUUCACGAACCAAUAUUUCGAACGCAAAUUGAUCCUUUCCUAAAAAAUUAUUCAAGUAUUGAGCUUCAAAAAAAUCUUUUUUAAACCGACCUUCCAAAUAUUCAGCUUUAAAGGCAUAGGGGCAGUAAAAAACGGUGUUUCAGUUCAAAGCAGUACUUUGUAGAGUUUUUCAUUGCGAAUCGAACGGUAAACUUGAAAACGUACCGAACUUCAUAGUUUUGGAGAAAAAAUAAUUCAAAGUCGGUGAGAGAAAAGUUUGAGUUCCCGCAAAAAGGGCGCUUUGCAGUAAAGUUGCUCUAUGGACAGCAGGCUUCGCCAUCUCCCGGAUUUUCGCUUUUUUCUUCGUUUCUUUCAAUUUUCAAUUUUUCUGUUGUCACCAAAGUUCUUUUCGUCACAAAAGCUUUCUAUUCAUGUAUAGUUUGCAAACUUUGAUCGCAAAAAAGCGUUUUUCGUGAAAAAUGAUGAUUUUACACAGGUUUCCAUUGGGAGAGCGCAAUUUUGUGUUUUCUUUAUAAUGGUGUGUUUUUUGAUUGACUAAACGUUUUUUUCAGAAAAGAAACCCUUAAUUUGAAGCAGAAAUCCGGUUAUUUCUCACAAAAUGCGAGUCUAAUGAGACGUCCGCAACAUCGCGUGCACGGCUACUGUAAACAUUUGUCCGUAUCCCGAUCCAAAGCUUUUUUCAAAAAUAAAGGCGUGAAAGAAAAAUCGCGUUUUUCUUCUAAAGUUGUCACAUCUUUAAUUGUUUUGAGUACACCAUUCGAUUCGCAAAGAAAAACUAUAUAAGAUACUGCUUUCACCUGAAACCCCAUUUUUUACUGCCCCUAUGCCUUUAAACUUUUUUUUUAGAAAAAGGCGUUUCAAAAUUGAUCAACAACCCAAAAAUUCAGAAACCAAGCUUACGAAAAUUGAGAUUCGAAAUAGAAAAUUUUGAUACAGCUUUCAAAUAUCGAUUUUGAACUAAAACCUUCAUAAACCAACCUUUCAAAAAAUGAACUUCGAACUUAUUUUUCAAAAACCAAGCUUUAAAAUGUUAGGCUUUCCUCAUAACUCCAAACUAGGCUGUCAAGUAUUGAAGUUGAAAAAGAUGUUUUUUGUAAUGUAUUUUUAAAAUGUUGAGCUUUGGAAAAAUAUUUUUCACAAAACAAUCUUUCAAAUAUGAGGCUUUAAUUCGAAAUUUCUCAAAGUGAGCUCUACAAUGUUGCAAAAUGCUCAAAUAUUCGAGGAUAUUGAAAAAUAAAGAGCUUGGUUGAAAGUUCGACUAUGACGAAUUUAGUAGGUAAAAAAUGAGAAUUUCCUUCUCAGACUCGCCCAAGAGUCCCAAUUUCCCGAGCUUCGAGUUACAACGAAGAAAUUCCGCAUGCCGGAAGGUGCUCCCUGCAAUUGACGGUACAUUAUGCGACGGGUCUGCCGCCGGUUCGGGAUGAGAGGUCAGUCAGGAAUAGAAAUAAAGAAAUAUUGGAUCUGAGGGGGUAGAAAAAGGUUGAAACGCUCUAGAUGGGAAAUUCAGAAGUCUUGAAUAUUUUUGAUUUUUUUGGCCGUAAAAAAUCUAAUUUUUGAGAAAUAAGGGCUCGAAAUGCCACGAGGGCCUAUUUAAAAAGUUUUUAAGGUGAAUCUUCUCAAAAACUAGAAAGUUGUGCAGGUUGAGACCUUCAGAAUCUUUUUUCAAUACAUCCAAAAAGAAUCUGGCCAGAAAUUGCUUUCUUUUCAAUAAGAUAUUAGGAGAGCUCAUCGCUUCAAGUUUUGUUGCGAUGAAGUCUCAAGAAAUUAUUUUUCUUAUCUCGAAAACCACUGAAAAACUUGCUUUCUGUGGAAUCUGCGCCUCGUGGAACGAAAACUGAAAUUGGCAUGGAUCCAAAAAAUGUUCAUGUUUUCUGAUACCGAUCUUUGGCAAUAACAACGCAGCAAAAAUCAUGAGAUUCAAUCGCAUAUAAUAUAAUAAGUAAUACCUUAGGGUAGUUUCUUCAGUGUCAAGUUUAGAGUUCCCGAAAGUUUGCUCAAGCCUUCUAUGAAGGUCUAGAUGAGGGCUCCUUAAAGUCACUUUCCAACAGCUUCUUUUUCAAUUUUUCCGAAAUCGAAGUUUAGUGGAGCAAUCGUGAGCCCAAGCGCUUUCGUCUCGGUCCGGGGACGAGAAGGCGAACUUCGGUCGGAAGUUUGCGAAGCGACGCGACAGCCCAACUGGGAAUGGACCGCCAAAUUCGCGAUGAGUGCCGAAAGACGCAAUUUGGUCGUUAAAAUCAUGCAUCGAGGCCAUAAUGAAGACAAGGUAAAGAAAAAAACAUGAAAAACAGAUUCAGUAGGUAAAUGCGAAAAUAAAUGUUUUGCAGAAAAACUGGUGAGGCUUAAAGCAUCCUGAGACUCUCAAAAAAUCUUCUUUUUUUUUCGUUUAAUGCCUUUUAGUCAAACUAUGGUGGGCAUAUGCUAAAGAAAAAGUGUCAGAAUUGAAAAUUUUCUGAAGAUUCGUAAAGUUAUCUUUUUUCUAGAUGAUUAUCCUGUUUUUAAGGGUUUCAUUAGUAGUUUUCAGUCUCGUAGUUCCAAUCAGCCCUGAACACCUCUCAGAAAAUUAUCAUUUCCAAAACUAGAAGCUUUUUUGCACAUCCAGUCCUUACCAUUUUUUUUUUGGAGUUCAAGAAAUUUAUGAAUUUUCAAGUCUCAGCAACUUCCCGAAACCUUUUUUGCAAACCUGGCCUCGUCACAUAAAUAUUAUUUUUCGCAAGUACAGUUUCAGAUCAGAAAUACUUCAAUUAAAAGGUACAUUUUUCUAGUUUUUAGCCUCUCGGAUUCGUGACAAUCAGCCUUCCCGUCAACGACAUUUUCAUGUCAACUUUUGAGAUUACCGACGUUUCUCAAAUGUCUUCGUAUACUGUAGAAGUGCCUAUGAUUACGGUACUUGUAGAUAUGAGAUUAUAAAUUGAUCAUUGAUGAGUUUAGAUAUCAGUUGAAAACGUCCGAGAAGCUAUCCCUCGAGAAAUUCUGCGGGCUCCUGUAAGUCGGCCUUUGUCGGCUAGAUCAACGGGAACUCAGUCUACGCUUCCUGAAAGUCCCAAGAUUUGGGAAAGCAGCGAGGAGAUCAAGAGGAGAAUGCUGUAGGGUUUUGGGGAUCUUAGUAAAAAGGAAAUUUGAAAAGGAAGGUUAAAAUAUUCCAGCUUUGAAAAGUUUUUGUAAGUUUCCUGAGAUGAACACUGAAACAUCUUGAAUCCCAAAAAAACCUUUUCCUUUUUUGUAAAGAAGCCAAAUUUUUUUUUCAAGCUGUAGGAGCUGAGCUUCUUGAAGUUCGCGCAAGCAACUAAGAUUUUCUCCGACUUUUAAAAGACCACCGAAAUUUUCUUUUUUCCUUAAAAACACUGUAGGAGCAAGUUUCAGAUAGAGACACAUUCCUAAAUAUGAAGAAAUGAACGGAUUUUUAAAAAAUUUCCCAGAUUUGAGAGCUUCCAAAGAUCCUCUCUGAAAAAGAAGAAACUUGAAUCAUUUCAAAAAACGUCAUUUUUCCAGAAAAUCUGUGGCCGAACUGGACAACAAACUACGCGAAAUCAGGCCUUGA
Messenger RNA from Caenorhabditis auriculariae, 6929 nucleotides. Lineage: Eukaryota; Metazoa; Nematoda; Chromadorea; Rhabditida; Rhabditidae. The record is from the annotation of a GenBank genome assembly.